ACGUCAUCACGCAACCUCUACGUGCUCCGCCCCACGCUGGUGAAGUGUUUCCGCCAAGAUGGUUGUCGGUGCUUUCCCCAUUGCUAAGCUCCUCUAUCUCGGAGUGAGGCAGAUGAGCAAGCCUGUGGCAAACCGGAUAAAGGCCGGAGCCCGGAGAAGCGAGUUCUUCAAAACUUACAUCUGUCUGCCGCCGGCACAGCUUUACCACUGGAUUGAGAUGAAAACAAAGAUGCGGAUCAUGGGCUUUCGGGGUUCCACCAUUAAGCCACUGAAUGAGGAUGCGGCUGCAGAGCUGGGUGCAGAGUUGCUGGGAGAGGCAGUCAUUUUCCUCAUUGGAGGUGGAUGCAUGGUGCUGGAGUACAGUAGGCAGGCUGCUAACUCCCGACGCAAAGAGGAGGAGCUGAAUGAGACCAUCAUAAGCCUACAGACUCAACUAGCAGAACUAUCAUUAACCACAGAGACUCUAGAUGCUCGGCUGAGAGAGGUCAACAGGCAACUACUGUCCUUUCCUACUCCCACCACUAAGUGACGAAAUAAGUUACUUGCUAUAUGGUGUGGCACUGUUUGUUGACCUGUGUAUGAAGGAAUAAGAAUGCACCAACAUGGUAUGGCCAUAUGUACAGCAUGAUGACAACCCUUCUUCACACACUGUCCCCUAAACCCAUAAAGCUGGGUGGAAUAGGUGGACAUGAACAUAUCAGUGUGCUGGGGAUUUGGGUCCUAUAAUUAGCUCGUGUUUUGAGCAACUAGUUGUAAAAGGGGAUUGCUAUGAUAUUCAUAGUGGGUUUCUGUGGUUCAUCUUGCAUGUUCAUUACAAAAGUUGACUGUAUAACAAUUUACAGUUCAGGGCAAUGGUGAUCCUAAAGUUAAUAUAUAUUUGAUAACACCUCUGGCACAUUACUUUUUAUUUCAGAUUCAGAUUUUCAUGCUUCAUUGACUUCAGUUGUGAGUGACACUAGACAUAUAAUGCCACUCAAAAACAAACAUUACAAAACUUUAUUUUUUACAGUUUCUGCCCCUGCAGCUUCAUGGACAUGUCACGUUGUAUUCAGUGUGAAUCCCUUUACUGGUUCAUGUACCAUGGAUGUGAUGACAAUUGUAAAAGGAAUAUGUAAAAUAAAAUUGUAUGCUGUCUGUUGACGGA
Molecule: messenger RNA, 1144 nt
Organism: Lates calcarifer (barramundi perch)
Lineage: Eukaryota; Metazoa; Chordata; Actinopteri; Centropomidae
Gene: opa3
Product: outer mitochondrial membrane lipid metabolism regulator OPA3
Exons: 2
Coding region: 59-529 (156 amino acids)
Biological process (GO): regulation of lipid metabolic process
Cellular component (GO): mitochondrion
Source: RefSeq, a predicted model, not a curated record